ACCUAGAACAACUUCAACAGAGUUGGUACAAGGACACGUCCGCCCUCUUUGACCAGGCUGCCGCCCUUGAAGCCGAGAACGAGCGUCUCAAGCAGAAGUUGGAGGGCAUGCGUACGCAACUGGAGGGUAAGGAGGACGAGGAGGCGGGGGAAGAGGGAGGGGCGCAUGAAACCAAGUCCAAAAUCGCCGCUCUCGUCAAGGCCAUUAGUCGAGGCCCAGCCGACAGACAGUCCUCCGUGACAGCAGCGACCGCACUCG
Messenger RNA from Dibothriocephalus latus, 258 nucleotides. Lineage: Eukaryota; Metazoa; Platyhelminthes; Cestoda; Diphyllobothriidea; Diphyllobothriidae. The record is from the annotation of a GenBank genome assembly.